Cuscuta epithymum is the source of this 861-nucleotide messenger RNA. The record is from the annotation of a GenBank genome assembly. NCBI's taxonomy places the organism in Eukaryota, Viridiplantae, Streptophyta, Magnoliopsida, Solanales, Convolvulaceae.
CUAAGCGAAAGAAAAAGAAAUUGCGAAUGACUACCAAUGAGGGAGGUAUGACAAGAAAGAAGCAACACGUUCAAGCUGGUACUAGUAGCUCAAAUACAGGAACUUUUAAUGAAUCUAGAGAUGGAAACUCAGAAGGCAGAAUCUAUGAUUGCACUAUACAAGAUUCUCAUGGUAAUCGAAGGCGUGGAAAGACCAUUCUAGCAGAUGUGUGGAAUCUGCCUGAAGGGAACCGUAUUGUCAUUGAUGUCAAUAAAGAGAACCAACCCAUUGGAGAUGAAGGAGGUGUAUUAGGCUCUUUUUGUGGGACAAUUGCAAGGAAUGGAACGCUUUGCUCCUUAAGUUUUACAAGAUGGGAUCACUUGAAAAAAGGCAAUAAUCGAAACAACCAAGCCAUCAUACUAAAAGAAGUUCAGGAUCGGUUUCUUUAUCCUAAAUCACUUGACAAAUGGAUACUGAAAUCAAUUGGACAUAAAUGGAGGGACUACAAAUGCGUCUUGAAAGGAAAGUGGUAUGAUGAUGCUAAAAAUAUUACUAUAUUGCAUGAUAACUAUCCUGAAGAUGUAGAAAAGGAUCAAUGGAUUAGCCUUGUCAACUUUUGGAGGUCAGAUGAAGGACAGAAGAGAAGCAAAUCAAGUAAAGAAUCGCAUAAGAAAGCUAAGGUGAAGCCGAUUUCUACCACUGGUACUAAAAGUCAUGCCCGUGUUCGUGAAGAGAUGAAACAACGCUUAAACAAGAGCCCAACACGAACUCAGGUUUAUUUAGAAUGUCAUCAACAUGAAAAUGAAGCAGAAAUAACGAGUCAAAUUAGGAAUAUCGCUGCUGAAAUAGGUGAUGAAGAAGUGAGCUUAGAUGAUGAUCCCG